CAUCCAUGUAUCUCGCUCAGACGCUCGAUCAGAGUGCCUCGUCUGGCCUAGGCCGCCUUAUCAAACUAUUCUUGUCUUGUGUAUCGAAAUCCACGGAACUGUAAAGAUGAUGGUCCCACGAGCUUUUUUGUUUAGCUCAGUGUCUUCUCCCAUGAAGGGAACUCGGGGCGAGAAGACCGCUGGCAGAUCGCUGGGCGUCCGGGAUAUUGAGGGCCUCGAACUCCCCUUCGACUCCGACAUCUCACCAUCGGCCAUCCCUUCCAACCCGGUCGUCAUUCCUCCCAAACGAGGUCCGCGCAUGACCUCCGUACACUCGCAGACGGCAAACAAAGGGCCCAGGACCCCACGAAAACCGAGAACCCUCACUCCUCAGUCGUCAUCGGGGACGUUGUCCGAUCGACUCGUCCCCAGCUCCAUCGCAUCGAUCCUGGAAGCAACGGCGAUCCCAGCGCGACGGCGAGGGGUGAGCGGACGAGACUCCCGGCGGUUACCACGGGGAAACCAUGUGCAGGAUUUCAGCAAGUUGUUGUUGGAUGGGGUGGGCGACAACCUGAUGGAUAGCACCGGCAACACCGCCCUCGACCUACUGCUGAGUCCCCCGGAAGACACGGAGAGGUCUACCGCCGGAAGCGACUGCGACAGCGAGGCGCCGUCGUUCUCAGCAUCCUCCAUCUCCAUUGCAUCCACUCCGUCUCUCGAACGGGACCUGGAGUCGCCGCCAAGUCUGCCUACGCCGGCGACGCCAUCCAGCCAGCGCAGCCCACUCGACCGUGGUCGAUUCCUGCGCUCCUCGCCGUGCGAAAACUGCGCCUUCGACCACCCCCUGCUGGAGACCGAGGACUGCGAGUCCGAGGACGAGCUCGACAUGCAGGAGUUCCUGGCGGUGACGGUGCCAGCGCCAAGCACGCCGACGCCGUCGCGAUCCUUCCCGCGCCUCGGGGCGACUUUCAAGUCGAACCUGACCGCCUCGCUCCGGGCGAUCAAGUCGGCCGCCCAAAGCGUCUCCACCUUCGCGACCCCGUCGGUGCAACCGGACGACUUCCUGACGCGGUCGAUGUUCACGAUCACGCCAGAGAUGACGGACGACCGACGGCCUCCGCCGAUGUGCGAGCCGCCGUCGCCCGCUCUCCGCCGGUACUUGAACCCGAUCCCCACCGUAUCCCCGGCCGAGAUGUACGCCUACCAGGAUUAUCCGCACGACGAGACCGCCGACUGCCCGGUCUCCGUGCAGAUGCAGACCUACCGACGCUCGACGGGUAAACGACGCGGCGGCGGCGGUCACCAGCAGCGCGCCGUCAAGCACUCCCAGCGCCAGCCCUUCUUGGUACCUGUCGACCCGGAAAUUCCCCCAAUGCCCCGCCAACGGGAACCGCGCGAGAACAGUGACUUCCUGCGGAUGGUGGUGCUGGAGAUGAAUAUGCGACGCAGCGGCAAACUACGGGACGACAUCCCGACGCGCGCCCGGAUCUGGCUGCCCGCGCGGAAGGGGACGCAACCGGCGCGCAUGAUCCGCUACGACUACUACGAGGAUGAGGAAGAGGACGAGAACGCGGUGCCAGCCCGCUGGGUGGGCAUUUCCGUCGAAAGCAUGUAAACCGUUGAUUAUUAUUUGUUGUUCCGGAGUUUGGUCUUUUGUGUCUGUACAUAGCGAAUUGGGAGUUUGGAUGCAUCCACCGGCGUUACUUUGGGGGGGAGACUUGGGUACCUGGUCCUAUACCUGUCGAUGACUACAAUUGCUACUACUACUACUAUUACUAUUACACCUAAGUAUACAGAAUCAGAACUUACAUUCCUAAAUAUGGA
This is a messenger RNA of Aspergillus homomorphus CBS 101889, 1803 nucleotides long. RefSeq lists its product as uncharacterized. Lineage: Eukaryota; Fungi; Ascomycota; Eurotiomycetes; Eurotiales; Aspergillaceae. The coding region runs from base 107 to 1594 and encodes 495 amino acids. The transcript has a single exon. The record is from RefSeq and is a predicted model, not a curated record.